UCUCCAUGUAUUAUUCCAAGUAUGGUUAGUAAUGAAAUAAUCUCUUUGUUUCUCAAACACUAAUAUGGUAUGAAGCCAAAUACUAUCCGAAAACCCCAAUCACGACUACAAUCUUCUUAUCCCGUCAACCAUGGAAAGAACACAAAGCUCCGCACCGGCAAACGACGGGACCGAUUCAACUUCUGAACAGCCCACCACCGGUCACAAUCAGAGAACCAGAGUUCAAUCAACUCCCAGUAAUCGCAUUUCCGCACAGAACAAUCGCACUACUACUAUUAAUCACACUUUUGCUCACGAUGGCACCAAUCCGACUGUUUCUGCAAAUUGAUUCUCUGUCUUCGAAACCCCAAAUUGGUCUUCCCAUGAAGAGAACAGAGAUCCCGAUCACUUGAGCUCUAAUGAAAAUCCAGGAGCACUGAUUGUUUCCACCAUUCUUACUGGUCCCAAUUUUCAUUCUUGGAAAAGAGGGAUAAUCGUUUCUUUAGGAGCCAAGAACAAGCUUCCCUUAAUCGAUGGAUCUCUACCCCAACCUGAUGAUGGCGACCCCCUUCUUGUGUCUUGGUGCCGAUGCAAUCACAUGAUUAUAGCUUGGCUCUACAACUCAGUCUCCAAAUAAAUUUCUGACAACAUCAUGUAUCUAAACAAUGACGCUGCUAUUUGGAACGAGCUCCAUGAUCACUUCAAUCAUGGAAAUGGGCCUCGCGUAUUUCAACCACGUACCCAUCUUCAGUCCCUAUGACAAGGAGAUCAAAUUGUGAGCAUCUAUUUCACAAAACAGAAAGCUCUUUGGGAUCAAAUCUGUGAUUUUCGACCAUGCCUGCUAUGCAAAUGUGGGGCUAUGCAGAUAUUGCAACAUCACUACAAUGAAGAAUUUGUUUUGCAAUUCUUGACUGGCCUUGUGUGCGAAAUCCUUCUUAUUGAACCAUUCCCAUCAAUUUCAAAGGUGUUUAACAUGAUUAUUCAAGCAGAAAAUCAAAGGACCCUUGGCACCAUACCACCAAUUGCCACUACUCUUACCCAACCAAGUACUUCCAAUCCUUCUCAACCACCUAAAAACAAGAAGCCCCGGCCCUACUGCUCUAAUUGUCACAAGCUUGGACAUUUAGUGGACAAAUGCUUCUUCAUUCAUGGUUUUCUUCCAGGGUACGACUCCAAGAAGAACACAAAUCCAACUGUUAAUUCCACAUCUUUAACCACAGAUACAUCUACUGCAGACGCUAGUUCCAUCAAUAAGCUCACCACUCAAUGUCAGCAUCUUUUUUCUCUACUCAGUCAGCAAUUGAAACCCAAUGAUUCUUAUCCCGAAACACAGCCUGUCGUCUCAAACUUCUCUGGGACUUUCAAUGACUUCGAGCAUUGGGAUAGCUAAGAAAAUUGGCAACCUAUACUAUGUCGAACAACAAUUUUCUCCACACUUUGUUUUAGUUUAUGCUAUUUUAGAUUCUUGUAAUGAUGGGAAUCAGUGGCAUACAAGACUUUGUAACGCCCUACUAGCUUAGAGCCGUUACCAAGUGAGUUUAAAAUGUGCAAUUAACUCGCUAAACGAAGUUUUUAGAAUAAAAGUUGACUAAGCAAAAGUCAAGGCUGUAAUCUUUGAAAAUACUCUAUUUCAUUGAAAAUUUCAAGUGUCUAACAUCCCAAAAUAAGGUUUACAAAAUAUUUACAACUCAAAAUAGGUUUACAGUUUAUUAAAACCAAAGCAGUCGGGCAGGCCAAACAUGUAUGCGCUGCUUCACGCUCUCCGUACUCAUGGCUGGUUGACUUUUUCUUUGCCCUUACUUGCAACACAGAGCACCCGUGAGCCGAAGCCCAGCAAGAAAACUCAUACAGCAUAUAACAUAUGCAUAUUAUAUAAUCAACAUAUCAGAUAAUCCACAGAUAAACAGAUAGUCCAUCAGACUAAACAAAUACGGCCAUGCCGUCCCAGAAGCAUUACCAAAGCCUGGGGUCUUGGUUCUCACCGUAAGGAUAUCCCAUGUAUCCAUUGGGGUCUCACCCUAACAAUAAGCACUCCAUGUGCUAAGUGUUAUUCCUGGCCCCACUGCCGUUCUCGGCCCUUCGUCGUUCUCGGCUCCCUGCUGUUCCCAGCUCCUUUGCCGUUCAUUCUACUAUAAUCACAUAUAGCAUAACUCAAACAACAUUCAAGCAUAUAAUAAUUCAAUCAAGGCUACACCCUAACAUGUAAUACAAUCUAGGGCCGUGCCCUGCAACAACAUUAUGGGCCCAUGCCCUGCUCUACGGGUACUACAGUUUUCUUACCUGUAUCCUGAGCUCCUCAAUCCACCAAAGUCACGAGCACGGUCCUCUAUCCCGAGCCUCUCCGAAAACCUAGUCACAACACAUAUAAAACACCCUUUAAUACAACUAAUCCAAAAACCACUUCCCGGGACCUAUCCCACACUCUCGGGACCUCCAAUUUCCCAAAACAAUGCAAUAGAAACAUUCCCCGAGCCCCCGGGGAAAAUGCCCAAAAUUGCAAAAUUUCACUGCCCAGAAAAUAGCCUAGCGCCGCGGCACUACCCUUUAAGGGCCG
Molecule: messenger RNA, 2533 nt
Organism: Humulus lupulus (European hop)
Lineage: Eukaryota; Viridiplantae; Streptophyta; Magnoliopsida; Rosales; Cannabaceae
Exons: 2
Coding region: 839-1369 (176 amino acids)
Molecular function (GO): nucleic acid binding; zinc ion binding
Source: RefSeq, a predicted model, not a curated record